Endocarpon pusillum Z07020 is the source of this 660-nucleotide messenger RNA. RefSeq lists its product as uncharacterized. The record is from RefSeq and is a predicted model, not a curated record. NCBI's taxonomy places the organism in Eukaryota, Fungi, Ascomycota, Eurotiomycetes, Verrucariales, Verrucariaceae. Bases 1 to 660 code for a protein of 219 amino acids. The transcript has a single exon.
AUGUCACUAGACCAAUUCAUUCAAAGUACACAGCAUGGAAGUGAGGUAUCAAUAUGGCAGUACUCUGCACCUGCCAAAGGAAAGCAAGUGGCUACCACUUCAGACGGCCAUCAUCCUCAGCAUCAGGUUGCGGAUGGUGAUAUCUCAGCAGUCUGGGAUUCACUUUUGAACAAUGAACCCUCCACAGCAUUCUCAGUGACAGGAUACGUGGAUAGACAGAGCGAAAGUGGGGUUCACAGAACAGCUGAGAAAAACACAACAGACGGAAUAGACGGAGUAGACGGAGUAGACGUGGUCAAGUUACUCCAGGACCCAAAUGCUUGUUUAUGGAUGGACAUACCCAACGAACCUGGACCCCCAUACGCCAUCUCCGCAGAUGACAUGAGGAUCGCCAAGGAGAUUGUUCGCCAUGUUGACAACGCCCUGGCAUCGGAGCCUUACUACAAGUCUGCAAUUUCUGCAGCGAGACGUGGUGAAUCUUUGAUUAAUUUCUCAUCUUUCUUCGACGACAUUGAAAAUUAUCAAGAGGAAGUCUGGGGAUACCUUCAGCCAGUCAUUGAAGAGGCAAGGAGAGAGACCAUCACUUGCUCGUCUGAGGAGGAAGGCCCUGCCACCCGGCGGUUGAGAAUGAUCCUUGCACAUAUCGAAAGAUCAGGGUGA